Molecule: messenger RNA, 585 nt
Organism: Ostertagia ostertagi
Lineage: Eukaryota; Metazoa; Nematoda; Chromadorea; Rhabditida; Trichostrongylidae
Source: the annotation of a GenBank genome assembly
AUGCGAUCCGUAAAGUUCGAGCACCCGUUUCAAAACAAAGAGGCGAAAAAUCAGGGAGAGAAGAGAGCACCUGACGAAAGCGCUUCUCACAACACUUCGUCGACGCGGUUCUUCUUUUUCCAUCGAACUAGGCUGAUUAUUCUGGUACUGUCAACACUUUGCCUUACGAUGCUUCAAAGCAACACAUUAGCGCUCAAUUUUACCAUCAUCUGUAUGGAUGACGUCAUCGAGAGUCAGUGGUCAAAUUCAUCUGGAGAGACACACUGGCUACAGUCGCCGUCUCACACCAAUGCACUAUUUUCUGCAAUCGCAAUUGGUUCACUGGUUGGAACUUUGCCACUUAUGAUGUGGGUUGCCCAAAUGGGACUAAGAAAAACACUGACAAUCUACGGUCUGAACUCAGCCAUCGCUACAUUUAUACUUCCGUUUGCUGUUAACUGGGGCUUUGUAUUCGUGCUGAUUGUACGUCUUCUGCAGGGGUUUUCGAUCGGUAUCAAUUUCUCAGCGUUGGGGGCAAUAGCUGCGCAAUGGUCCGCGCUUCGAGAAGCUGGCACGUACAUUGCUGUCAUGUCAAUUCAUGUUCAG